UACCAGGAUACUGAUAUGCAAGGAGUGGUAUAUGAACUGAACAGCUAUAUAGAGCAGAGGUUGGACAUAGGAGGGAACAACCAUCUGCUUCUAUAUGAAUUGAGUAGUAUUAUUCAAAUGGCUACAAAUGCUGAUGGAUUUGCAUUGUAUUUCCUGGGUGACUGCAAUAACAGUCUCUGCAUGUUCAAACCACCAGGAGAAAAUGAUGGACAACCGUAUCUUGUUCCUGUAGGGCCAAUUGCACUUGGAACUACAAUAUCUGCAUAUGUAGCCAAAUCUAGGAGAACAUUGUUGGUAGAAGAUAUUUUGGGGGAUGAGCGAUUUCCCAGAGGUACUGGAUUGGAAUCAGGAACUCGUAUACAUUCUGUGCUUUGUUUGCCAAUUGUUACUGCAAUUGGUGACUUGAUUGGUAUCCUCGAACUUUAUCGACACUGGGGCAAUGACAUCUUCCAUGUCAGUCAUCAAGAGAUUGCAACAGCCAAUCUUGCAUGGGCCUCAGUAGCAUUACAUCAAGUAGAGGUGUCAAAGGGCCUUGCCAAGCAGACUGAGCUGAAUGACUUCUUGCUUGAUGUAUCAAAAACAUAUUUUGAUAACAUAGUCGCAAUAGAUUCUCUACUUGAACAUAUCAUGAUAUAUGCAAAAAAUCUGGUGAAUGCAGACCGCUGUGCACUAUUCCAGGUAGACCACAAGAACAAGGAACUGUAUUCAGACCUAUUUGAUAUUGGUGAAGAAAAUGAAGGGAAACCUGUCUUCAAGAAGACCAAAGAAAUAAGAUUUUCUAUUGAAAAAGGAAUUGCUGGUCAAGUAGCAAGAACGGGUGAAGUCCUCAACAUUCCUGAUGCCUAUGCAGAUCCACGGUUUAACAGAGAAGUAGACCUCUACACAGGCUACACCACCAGAAACAUUUUAUGUAUGCCAAUUGUGAGCCGAGGAAGUGUGAUAGGUGUUGUACAAAUGGUGAACAAACUAAGUGGAAGUGCCUUCUCUAAAACAGAUGAGAACAACUUUAAAAUGUUCGCAGUCUUUUGUGCUUUAGCCUUACACUGCGCUAACAUGUACCACAGAAUUCACCAUUCAGAGUGUAUUUACCGUGUAACUAUGGAGAAGCUUUCCUAUCAUAGUGUUUGUACAGCAGAAGAAUGGAAAAACCUCAUGGACUGUAUACUUCCAUCAAAUAUUGCCCAAGAAAUUGAACUGUACCACUUUGAUAUCAGUCCCUAUGAAGAUUUCUGGCCAGCCAUUUUUGUCCAUAUGGUCCAUCAAUGUUGUGGGGCAGGCUGUUUUGAACUAGAAAAACUUUGCCGUUUUACUAUGUCCGUAAAGAAGAACUACCGUCGUGUGCCCUAUCACAAUUGGAAACAUGCAGUUACAGUUGCCCAUUGCAUGUAUGCCAUCCUUCAGCAUAAUCAUGAGCUUUUCACAGAUACAGAACGAAGAGGUCUCCUGGUUGCAUGUUUAUGUCAUGACCUAGAUCACAGAGGUUACAGCAACAGCUACCUUCAGAAGUUUGAUCAUCCACUAGCUGCUCUUUAUUCCACCUCAACAAUGGAGCAACACCAUUUUUCACAGACAGUAGCUAUACUGCAGCUGGAAGGCCACAAUAUCUUCAGUAAUUUGAAUUCUACAGAGUAUGAGCAAGUACUGGAAAUCAUUCGCAAAGCCAUCAUUGCUACAGAUCUCGCUUUGUAUUUUGGAAACCGAAAACAGCUAGAAGACCUUUAUCAGACAAGAACCCUGAACCUUAAAAACCAAGCACAUAGGGACCGUGUGAUUGCGUUGAUGAUGACAGCUUGUGACUUGUGUUCUGUUACAAAAUUAUGGCAUGUAACCAGACUAACAUCCAGUGAUAUAUAUGCAGAAUUUUGGACUGAGGGUGAUGAAAUGAAGAAGUUAGGAAUUCAGCCUAUUCCCAUGAUGGACAGAGACAAAAAAGAUGAAGUUCCUCAGGGCCAGAUUGGGUUCUAUAAUGCUGUAGCCAUUCCAUGCUACACCACACUCAUGGAGAUCUUACCUUCCACAGCACCACUGCUUCGGGCAUGCAAGGAAAAUCUCAAACAAUGGGAAAAAGUGAUACAAGGAGAAGAAGCUUUUGGAUGGCUACCGGCUGAGCCAGAUGAAAGAGAGACAUCAGAUUCACUUCCAGUGAAGAUUGAUGACUGAUUCUUACUUAAAAAUUGUUUUAUCACCCUCAUUCCCUUUUUAGGCAU
Molecule: messenger RNA, 2207 nt
Organism: Eublepharis macularius
Lineage: Eukaryota; Metazoa; Chordata; Lepidosauria; Squamata; Eublepharidae
Gene: PDE10A
Product: phosphodiesterase 10A
Exons: 19
Coding region: 16-2160 (714 amino acids)
Biological process (GO): negative regulation of receptor guanylyl cyclase signaling pathway; signal transduction
Molecular function (GO): 3',5'-cGMP-stimulated cyclic-nucleotide phosphodiesterase activity; protein binding
Source: RefSeq, a predicted model, not a curated record